This is a messenger RNA of Fukomys damarensis (Damara mole-rat), 3352 nucleotides long. RefSeq names its product SEC24 homolog D, COPII coat complex component (gene Sec24d). The coding region runs from base 41 to 3145 and encodes 1034 amino acids. Gene Ontology annotation, biological process: COPII-coated vesicle cargo loading; endoplasmic reticulum to Golgi vesicle-mediated transport; intracellular protein transport. The record is from RefSeq and is a predicted model, not a curated record. Gene Ontology annotation, cellular component: endoplasmic reticulum exit site; COPII vesicle coat. Lineage: Eukaryota; Metazoa; Chordata; Mammalia; Rodentia; Bathyergidae. Gene Ontology annotation, molecular function: SNARE binding; zinc ion binding. The transcript has 22 exons.
GAUCUUUUGUAUAAUUGUUCUUUGGAAUUAUAUUUUCAUAAUGAGUCGACAAGGUUAUGUGGCUACACCGCCCUAUUCUCAGUCCCAGCCUGGAAUAGGCCUCUCUCCGCCUCAUUAUGGGGACUAUGGGGAUCUUUCCCAUCCAGCUUCUCCACCAGGUAUGAUGAAGCCAGUUGGGAACUUGGGGGCUACUGCCCCUGGGGUGAUGAUGUCUCCUGGCCCACCACCUCCUGGAUCCCAUCAGUUAGGCCAGAAUGGAGCUCAUGCCUCAGGUCUUUCUCCCCAAAGAUUUCCAGGCCCUCCACCUGUCAACAGUGCAGCACCCUCUUAUGCACAGUACCAGCCUUCAACACAACCAUCUUAUCCAAGUCCUGUGUCCACUUCAUCUGUCACCCACCUCGGCAGUCAGCUCAGUGCUAUGCAUAUCAACAACUAUGGUUCCGGCACAGCACCUCCCAGCCAGGGACCCCCUGGCCCUCCGUCAGCAGCACCCUUCCAGGGUCCUCCACGACCUCCACAGCCUUCUGUCUUGCAGCCUGGAUCCCAGGUUCUUCCACCACCCCCGAGCACGCUGAACGGCCCUGGAGUCUCAUCGCUGUCUCCACCAAGGCAUAGGCAGGAUGGAAUGUCUGGCCCACCACCUCUGAAUGCCCAGUACCAGCCCCCACCUCCUCCAGGUCCUGCGCUGGGUUCUGGGUAUCCUCCACAGCAUCAGGCAGCCAACUAUGGCCCACAGAUGGCAGGUGCACAGCUCUCCUACCCGGGUGGCUUCCCUGGGGGUCCAGCGCAGAUGGCCGGUCCACCCCCACCCCCAAAGAAACUGGAUCCCGACUCCAUCCCCAGCCCUAUCCAGGUGAUUGAGAAUGACAGAGCUACAAGAGGGGGACAAGUUUAUGCCACCAACACUAGAGGCCAGGUGCCUCCCCUUGUCACUACCGACUGCAUGGUGCAAGACCAAGGGAAUGCCAGCCCUCGAUACAUCCGCUGUACCACAUACUGUUUCCCAUGCACAUCAGAUAUGGCUAAGCAGGCUCAGAUCCCACUAGCUGCUGUCAUCAAACCCUUUGCCACAAUCCCUUCAAAUGAGACUCCCCUUUAUUUGGUAAAUCAUGGAGAGAAUGGACCAGUCAGGUGUAACAGGUGCAAGGCCUACAUGUGCCCGUUCAUGCAGUUCAUCGAAGGAGGAAGGCAGUAUCAGUGUGGGUUUUGCAACUGUGUGAAUGAUGUUCCACCAUUCUAUUUCCAACAUCUGGACCACAUUGGAAGAAGAUUGGACCACUAUGAGAAGCCCGAGUUAUCUCUAGGAUCGUAUGAAUUCGUUGCUACUUUGGAUUACUGCAGAAAAAAUAAGCCUCCCAACCCACCAGCCUUUAUCUUCAUGAUUGACGUUUCAUAUAGUAACAUAAAGAAUGGACUUGUCAAGCUCAUGUGUGAAGAACUGAAAACUGUGCUGGAAAAACUUCCAAAGGAGGAGCAAGAAGAGACAUCUGCAAUCCGAGUUGGUUUUAUCACAUACAACAAAGUUCUCCAUUUCUUCAAUGUGAAGAGUAAUCUGGCCCAGCCUCAGAUGAUGGUGGUGACUGAUGUAGGGGAAGUCUUUGUUCCGUUGCUGGAUGGGUUCCUUGUCAACUAUCAAGAAUCCCACUCUGUGAUUCACAAUUUAUUGGACCAGAUUCCAGAGAUGUUUGCAGACUCAAAUGAAAAUGAAACUGUCUUUGCUCCUGUCAUCCAGGCUGGCAUGGAAGCAUUAAAGGCAGCAGAAUGUCCAGGGAAGCUGUACAUCUUCCAUUCCUCCUUGCCAACUGCCGAAGCACCAGGGAAGCUCAAAAACAGAGAUGACAAAAAACUACUUCAUACAGACAAAGAGAAGAUACUUUUCCAGCCCCAAACCAGUGUCUAUGACUCUCUGGCAAAGGAGUGUGUGGCCCACGGCUGCUCUGUGACUAUUUUCCUCUUCCCCAGUCAGUAUGUGGAUGUGGCAUCUUUGGGUCUUGUCCCUCAGCUCACUGGAGGAACGCUUUACAAAUACAACAAUUUCCAGAUGCAUUUGGAUAGCCAACAAUUUUUGAGCGACCUCAGAAAUGACAUUGAAAAGAAAAUAGGCUUUGAUGCUAUUAUGAGAGUUCGUACCAGCACAGGCUUCAGAGCCACUGAUUUCUUUGGUGGGGUUUUCAUGAACAACACCACUGAUGUGGAAAUGGCUGCCAUUGAUUGUGACAAGGCAGUGACUGUAGAGUUCAAGCAUGAUGACAAGCUGAAUGAAGACAGUGGAGCCCUAAUCCAGUGCGCUGUGCUUUACACAACCAUUGGUGGCCAAAGAAGACUUCGAAUUCACAAUCUUGGCUUAAACUGUAGUUCCCAGUUAGCUGAUCUUUACAAGAGCUGUGAGACAGAUGCCCUUAUCAACUUCUUUGCCAAGUCAGCCUUUAAAGCGGUGUUACACCAGCCUUUGAAGGUCAUCCGGGAAAUUUUAGUUAAUCAGACUGCCCAUAUGUUGGCAUGUUACCGAAAAAAUUGCGCAAGUCCAUCUGCUGUGAGCCAGCUUAUUCUCCCAGAUUCCAUGAAAAUAUUUCCAGUGUACAUGAAUUGUUUGUUAAAAAACUGUGUGCUGCUCAGUAGACCAGAGAUCUCCACAGACGAGCGGGCGUACCAGAGACAGCUGGUCAUGACCAUGGGUGUGGCUGACUCGCAGCUUUUCUUCUACCCACAACUCCUGCCGAUACACACAUUAGAUGUAAAGAGUACAACGUUACCUGCUGCUCUUCGUUGCUCAGAGUCUCGACUUUCAGAGGAAGGAAUAUUCCUUCUGGCCAAUGGACUAAACAUGUUCCUGUGGUUGGGAGUAAGUAGCCCACCAGAAUUGAUCCAAGGGAUAUUUAAUGUUCCAUCUUUUGCACAUAUCAACACAGAUACGACAUCACUGCCUGAGGUGGGAAAUCCACACUCUCAACAACUCAGAAUGAUAAUGAAUAUUAUCCAACAAAAGAAGCCAUAUUCAAUGAAGCUUACAAUAGUAAAGCAGAGAGAACAGCCGGAAAUGGUUUUUCGACAGUUCCUGGUAGAAGACAAAGGACUUUAUGGAGGAUCAUCUUAUGUGGAUUUCCUUUGUUGUGUUCACAAGGAAAUAUCUCAGCUGCUUAAUUAAAUCAUCUCUGUUGUUGAUAGUGCAUUUUUAAGGAGACAGUCUCCUUCUUGGUGCCUAAUUUUGCCAAUGAUAGUGGGGUAAUUUCCUUUUCUUGAUCAUUUUCAGAAUAGCUUUUCAAGAAGGCAUUUAGAACUUCAGCUUUGGUGCUCAGGUAUAAAGCCAAUGAAGGUACAGUUGUGCCCUAAAGAGAACGGCCUAUUCUGAAUG